AUGGGAGAAAGAAGGGAGCGAGAUCCCCUUUGGCCGCCGCAACCCUUCACCAGCCCAGCCUCCCCACGAGGCCCUCGCCUGCCGGAACCCAGCCGGAUCUACCACGGUAGAACGUGGGGUGGCUUCCUCUCCGCCUCCCGGUACCCGGCACCCGCCCCCGGCGGCGGCGCAGCUAGGGUACGGCACGACUUCCGGGUGUUACCCACUUCGGUGCUCCAAACAAACUGUCCCUCCACCGCCACCCCUCGGCUCCCGAGCGGGGCGGGAGUUCCCAGGCUGGGGCAGCCAGCCCCGCGUCUUCUAGGAGACCUCUUGUGCCGGGCUAGCCUGCGUUCCCGCUCGGACCCCGCCGGCGUUUUAGGACAAAGCUCUAGGAAAUGCGCGGGGGAGGUGGGCGGACCGGUAAAGCGGGGACACCAGCGAUCCGGAAGUGGCGCUCGGCCAAGGGAGAGAGCUGCUGUUGGUAGUGGAGGUAGUAUCCGGCUGGGGAAGGGCCGAGGGCCCGAGGGCAGGAGGAGAAAGAAACCCUGCCUGAAGUCUCCAAACCCAGAAGAUCCCUGCACUCUUCCAUGGGGGUCUCCCAGGAUCUUGUGGGGUCUCUGUGUACAGAGCAAUAGUCUGAGUGUGCCACGGAUCACAGUUUAAGAAAGAGAUCACAAGUAGGAAGAGAGGCAAGCAGAGAGAGAGACUGGAGACUCUCCACGGAGCAGAGAGCCCUAUGUGGGGCUUGAUUCCAAGACCCUGGGAUCAUGACCUGAGCUGAAGGCAGAAGCUUUAACCCACUGAUCCACUCAGACCUCACAAGGAGACAUGUUUAACAGUAUUUUGAAGCAUGGUUUGUAGUAAUAAAACAGUAGAAAAAUUCAAAAUAUCAAUAGGAAAAAUGGUUAACUAAACUGUAGUAUAUUCAUAUAAUGAAAUGUGUAGUGAAAACGAAUAAAUUAGGACUAUUACUUUAAAAUAUUUUACCUCGAUUUGGAAAUAUAGUUUACACCAUGACUGAGAACUCUCACAAAACUAUACUCAAACUGAGUACAUGUGAUGCAUUCUCUUUUCUCUGUUCUAUUUUUUUUUCUAAAAGAGUUCAGAACCUACAAAAUGGUUUGUAACAGUCUGAAAAAACAAUGAACAAAGUCACAUAUUAAUCAACACUAAUAAAUCUGAAAAAUAUAACAUCGAGAAAAAAUUAGUAGCAAAAUAAAAUAUAUCACAUA
Molecule: messenger RNA, 1214 nt
Organism: Mustela lutreola (European mink)
Lineage: Eukaryota; Metazoa; Chordata; Mammalia; Carnivora; Mustelidae
Exons: 4
Coding region: 1-645 (214 amino acids)
Source: RefSeq, a predicted model, not a curated record